CGAAGAAGGACGAGAAGGACCUGUGCAGCGGGAAGCCGGCGAACGGCAUGGUGGCCCUGCCGAACGGCACCUUGGCCGUCUUCCGAGGUCACUACUACUGGCUGCUGCACGGGGUAGCCCGCCGACCACGCCCCCGGCGGAUCAGCGAGGGCUGGGGCAUCCCGUCCCCCAUCGACGCCGUCUUCUCCAGGUGCAACUGCGACGGGAAGACCUUCUUCAUCAAGGGUCCCCUGUACUGGCGUUUCACUAACGGUGUGAUGGAUAAAGGCUAUCCCAAACCUCUUGCAAAUGGAUUUGCAGGACUAAAUGGGAAAAUAGUAGCAACCCUCCCUGUGGCAAGCUACCACAACAGACCAGAAUCUGUUUAUUUUAUCAAAAAAGAUGGCAACAUGCAACAGUACGUGUACAAACAAGAACCAGCCAGGAAGUGUCGCCGAAGGAUGCGGUUUACCAUAAGAUACCCGGCUUUUGUGCCACGACUUGUCAUACGGAGACGCUUCCAACGGGCAGUGGGAAUGCCAACCGUUAUACAGACUGUCAGAGUCAACCCAUAUCCAGCUGGAGUUUUGCAUAAGGAAAUCCGAGUGGCUUCCUACUGGAGAGGGCUCCCGAAAGUCAUUCACUCAACUAUAUCCCUACCCAACUACAAUAAGCCGGACGGCUACGAUUACUACGCCUUCUCGUACAAUCGGUACUACAGUUUGGAUGUUGGCAAAAGAACAGCAAGACCUGUUACCGCUCUCACGGGAAAGACUGUAUCCAAAGACUGGUACAACUGUCCUCCCAAGUGA
Messenger RNA from Tauraco erythrolophus (red-crested turaco), 791 nucleotides. Lineage: Eukaryota; Metazoa; Chordata; Aves; Musophagiformes; Musophagidae. The record is from RefSeq and is a predicted model, not a curated record.